GCAUGGCUGAGGAUGUACGGUUACCUGCCCCAGGCCAGCAGGCAGAUGUCCACUAUGAGAUCAGCUCAAAUCCUCUCCAGUGCCGUCAGUGACAUGCAGAGAUUCUACGGCCUGGAGGUGACUGGCCAAAUGGAUGCCCAAACAAUAGAGGCAAUGAGAAGACCUCGAUGUGGUGUGCCUGACAAAUUUGGAGGCCAGAUAAAAACCAACGUGCGGCGGAAACGCUAUGCCCUCACUGGACAUAAAUGGAAUAAAAAUCACCUCACAUACAGCAUUCAGAACUACACUCCGAAAAUUGGGGAAUACAACUCAUUUGAGGCUAUCCGGCGAGCUUUUAAAGUCUGGGAGAAGGUCACGCCUCUAACCUUUGACGAAAUCCCCUACCAGGAGAUCAAAUAUGGCCGUCGAAAGGAACCUGACAUCAUGAUCUUCUUUGCUUCUGGUUUCCACGGCGACAGCUCUCCUUUUGAUGGAGAGGGAGGCUUCUUGGCACAUGCUUAUUUCCCUGGUCCCGGAAUGGGGGGAGACACUCACUUUGACUCCGACGAACCCUGGACAAUAGGAAACCAAAAUUUACAAGGCAAUGACCUCUUCCUCGUAGCAGUCCAUGAGCUGGGUCACGCUUUGGGGUUGGAGCACUCCAACAACCCCCUGGCCAUCAUGGCUCCUUUCUACCAGUGGAUGGAGACUGAAAAUUUCCAACUCCCUGAAGAUGACCGACGGGGAAUCCAACAGAUUUAUGGUCAGCCCGACAGCAGUCCCACACAAGCACUGCCCACUGUCACACCUCGCCGUCCGGACCCCAGACCUCCUCAGAAUCCGCCGCAGAACCCUCCUCAGAACCCCCCUCGCCACCCUGACCGGCCCAGGACCACAGACCGGCCAGACCACUACGGACCAAACAUCUGCGAAGGCAACUUUGACACAGUCGCUAUGCUCCGAGGAGAAAUGUUUGUUUUCAAGGGCCGGUGGUUCUGGCGGGUCCGCAGAAACAGGGUGCUGGAUAACUACCCCAUGCCCAUCGGUCACUUCUGGAGGGGUCUACCUGGAGAUAUAGAUGCUGCUUAUGAGAGACACGAUGGGAAGUUUGUCUUCUUCAAAGGGAAUAGAUACUGGGUUUUCAGGGAGGCCAAUCUGGAGCCAGGCUAUCCACAAGAACUGGUCCACUAUGGGUCCGACAUUCCAUACGACAGAAUCGAUGCAGCUAUCUGGUGGGAGCCAUCGGGCUACACCUACUUCUUCCAAGGAGACAGGUACUGGCGUUUCAACGAGCAGAGCCGAUCAGCUGACAGCGGCUACCCAAAACCCAUCAGCGUGUGGGGCUCUUCGGUGCCCCAGUCUCCCAAGGGUGCCUUCCUCAGCGAUGAUGGAGCCUACACUUACUUCUACAAGGGCUCUAAGUACUGGAAGUUCGACAACCACCGCAUGAAGAGCGAACCCGGCUUCCCCAAGUCCAUCCUGCGGGACUUUAUGGGCUGCAGCGUGGACCUAGAUCCAGACAGAACCACUGACACGGAUACAGAGCGCAAAUACCCCGACGUGAACCGGCCACCCUUCAACCCCGACGCGGGACGAGACGGAGACAAGGGCAAGGACCGAACGGACAAAGAGAAGGAAACGGGGAGAGGGAAAGAUAGAGAGGAGGAGGAGAGAGAGGGUAGAGAAGAGGAGACCAAUGAAGUCGAUGUGGUUUUGAAGGUGGAUGACAGUGAACAGCGGACCAUGAAUAUCCUAAUGGUGACUAUACCCUUGGUGCUGGUGUUGUGUAUCCUGGGACUCAUCUAUGCGAUCAUCAACACGCUACAGAGCAAAGGAGCGCCGCGUCUGCUGGUUCACUGCAAGCGCUCACUACAGGAUUGGGUCUGACCUCUGGACCCAGUGGGCGGUGGACUAAGAAAGGGUGCAGUCUUUUGUAUAUGUGGUUUUAUGAGCUACGUUAAUUUGGCAUUAGCAUCUUGAUAGGUAAACAGACAGGUGAAGAUGUCACCCACAAAAACCAAGUCAUUUUUCAGUCAACUUUUCUUUUUUUUUUUUUUUCAAAUAUUUUUGCUAGCACUUCUAUGUUGGCCCAACUACCCAUACAAAUUUCUUUUGUUUACAUGAUAAUUACUUAUGUACUUAGUCCAAUGAGGUUAAUUUGGUCUUCUGAUAUUUUAUGUUAUUAGGUUCUUUUUUCAAACCAAGAGAUUGUUUUCAUACCUGACAGUGACCACUCUGAGGAAGACCACUAGUGAGCAGUUGAAACUGUCAGGUAUGAAAACAAACUCUUGGUCUGAAAAAAUAACCUAAUAACAUAAUUAUGUUGUUGUUGACUCAAAUAUAAUAAAGUUUUUUUUUUUAAUCUGUAAUGGGUGACACUUCAGACCCCUUCUAAAAUGAAAGAAAAUAUGCAAAUCACAUAAAUCCAAUAUAAAUCUCACCCAAAAUUAUGAUAUAUAUUUUUUUUCAAACAGAUUACCUAUAAUGAUUCUCUAGAACUAGCUCAAAUACAACCACAUAUUCAAAGCUUUCCCUUGAAAUGAAUACAGAUGCCCACCCCAUACGCUUGUCUAAUCAAACUUCCUCCCAGUGGUCCACACCAAUUUCUGUUCAGUGGCUCAACAUUUCAUAAACGUGGUAGCUGAUCCAUGCAAAUACCAAUUUCAAACACACCCUCUCAUUUUUCAUGGUGCUACAACACGGACACUGUAGUCUAUUUAUAUGAGAGACGUUUGCACAUGUUUUUUUUUUUUUUUUAUUCCUUUGUUUUGCGUGGUCUUUGUUAUUUUAUUUGACUUUUUUAAUGAUUUUCUCAACUAGAAAGACUGUAACUCGCCCUCCAUCUCUGCACCACAUGCAUUCUCCGAUCUCAACAGAGGCUUAUAAUAUUACCCUUGCAGAAAAUGAGGAAAUUCGAGAAGCUGAGCGAUGAUCACACCUCUUAUCAUAUUGUAAACCACAUUCCUAUUUUCUCUUUCCUAUCUCUACAAAUUGGGUACAUUUUUGAUCCCCUAGGGUGCUUAAGAAAUGUUGAAUUUUCUUGCCAUUUCUAACAAAGAUUACUUCCAUCUUUAUGGUAAUUUUCCCAGUAAAUUCAGACAAGAAAAACUUGACUUUCUAAAGAAACUUAUGGGUAAUGUAAUGUGCAGAAUCCGUUGUUGCUUAUAAUUAAAUAAGUUCAUAUAGAGUAAUUAGAAAUACAGCAUGUGCCAUAGCCUUUCUAAUGUAGCAUAAAAAGAUAAGUUAAAAUUGUCUUGCAGUUUUACUUGGCAGGAGGUAUUUGGUUUGGCUGGCCAAGCAAAUUGCUAUUACAAAAGUAGACUAAAAAGGCACUUGUAAAUUCUACUAGGUUCAUGCAUGUAGUUACUUCCCAUUACUAGCUGUAAAAACGUCAACAGCCAGUUGCCUUUCCUUCCCUUAAUAGGCAAGCCAUUUCCAAGCUCUUUCAGGGUUAAAGUAAACCAAUAUUACAAGGACUUGUCCCAUUAACCGGCUAAUUCUUAGCAUACUUCCUUCAUGUCAACAUUUAGACCUUUUUUCCUUUGCAGAGUUUAGGCUAAUAGUUCAUUUAAGAAGCCUGCUCACUGUGAAAUUCCAUUCAUCUAUUACUAGUGUAAAACAAAGCUAGGUUCAGGAGAGGAUGCCAUCACACAUGCACGUAGAGGCUAAUGUAGCGUGUAGCUAGUAAUGGAUUUUUUACUGCUCAUGUUUUUAAAAGGGCAUUUUCAGUGACCUCAUGUGUGACCUGUAGCUGUCUGAUGUCCUCGUGGGGCUAAACCAGUGUGGGCUAAAGCUAAUCCGCUUCAUUAAAAAACAGCAGGUGUGCACCAAUGCUGUUAACCCCCACGACCCCCCAAAGCAAACCUUGAACUCAGAGGAACUAAAAACUCCCUGUUUCUUUUUAUCUUACAGGCCGGAGGAAGGGAUGAAAGGGAGUGUGCUAUGUUUCUAUUAGCCUGGUAGGAGAUUAGCCACUGUUUGUAGGCAUCACAAGUCAGUCCCAGUUUCAUUAAAGAAGGAAGGCACAGAAGUGUAGACUUGGGUUUUGGAAAAAUCAAAGACAUAUUUAAAGUUGUAUUUUGGGAUAAAGGAAGCAUGAUCCAGAUGAUUUGAGCAUUGUGGAUUUGUUAAACCAAGAGGCUCAUUACCAUUUUCAAUACCGCAAUGAUAUAAAAGAAAUAUUUUUAGACAAUAGAAUGUAUUUUUCGAAACAAAAUAGUAGUCUCAUGAACCCCUUGACACCUGAAUUGAUAUAGAUGAAUAUAAAAAAAUGUUUUGAGUGUGUUUUUGCCUUUAAGUAGAUAGUAAAUUAAGUUGAGAUUGUUAAUUUGACUAUAGCAAAAAACAAAAACAAAAAACAAACAGAAAUUUAGAUAUGUUGCAAAUUUCCGACAAGUAGAAACAAGUGCUUUCCAAAGGUUCCUGGGAAGGUACUGCAUAUGCACUAACUGGCGUUGAGGAAAUGCAGCCGCUAUCUCGGCUUAUAUCUUGAUCGAAAUGGUUUGUUGCAUAUUUGUGACAGUCGGCAUUAAGGGGUUAAUAUUGCCAAGUGUUUAAGAAAUAGAUUGGGCUCACUCUAAAAGGAAAGGUCUAAUUUCAUCCUAUACAUUUUUAUCUAUGUUACUUUUUUAAUUUCAAUAUUCAUACAAGUAGCAUUCAAUUAGUAUUGACCUUUUGGCAAACCUAAUCACUUACGUGAAACUAUAAACACUGAACAAAACCACUCCUUAUCCUGCGCUAUUGUCUACAUAGGUUUUAUAGUUGUUUCUGAAUGCAUUGUGGACUAUAUUUCCCAUAGUACAUUGUGGUCACAUAGUUUAUAUACAUAUAAUGGCUUUGCUGAUGGCUGCAGGGCUCGAGUGACAAUGAGCUCUUUUUGUAGACAUAAGUUUCCAUACGCACCAUUACCACAUGAUUAACAGACAGUUGCAUAGUGUCCACAACUCUUCACUACUGAGUCAACUAUAGUGCUGGCAUUGACAGGGCUUUUAUUGCAGAGUGAAAUGUAUGACCACUAUUGUGCAUAUUGCAAUCAUUUGGUAUAGAGUCUUGUGAGUGUGACUUUAGUUUUUCGCAUUGGGUUAAACCACUUAUUGCAACAGCUUGACAGAACAUGACUUAGAAUGCAAAGUUUGUAUAAAAUUAUAACUUACAGUGUCGAAUUAUACAGUUUGAGAAUUGCUGAUUAGGUAUUAACCCGUUUGGUUUAUAUC
Messenger RNA from Boleophthalmus pectinirostris (great blue-spotted mudskipper), 5192 nucleotides. It is a transcript of the gene mmp15b, whose product is annotated as matrix metallopeptidase 15b. Gene Ontology annotation, molecular function: zinc ion binding; metalloendopeptidase activity. The coding region runs from base 13 to 1866 and encodes 617 amino acids. Gene Ontology annotation, biological process: collagen catabolic process; proteolysis; extracellular matrix organization. The record is from RefSeq and is a predicted model, not a curated record. The transcript is spliced from 9 exons. Gene Ontology annotation, cellular component: extracellular matrix. NCBI's taxonomy places the organism in Eukaryota, Metazoa, Chordata, Actinopteri, Gobiiformes, Gobiidae.